AUGAAAUUUGAAUUAUUACCAAAUGAAAUUUUACUUGAUUACUUUGGAUAUUUUAAUGCAUUGGAUCUCUUUUAUGCAUAUGAUGGAUUAAAUUAUCGUUUAAACAAAUUAAUUCGAAUUUUACCAUUACAUCUUAAUUUUCAAUAUGCAAAUAAAUCAAAAUUUGGUGAAUUUUGUCGAACGAUGUCACUAAAUGAGGAACUGAGGAGUCAAAUCUAUUCAUUACAUUUAUCAAAUCAAGAAACAGAUUUUCAAAUCGAAGCAUUUCUCUCAUUUUUUUCACUUGAUCAAUUUACCAAUCUUCGAUCAUUGUCUAUAACCGAAAUAAACUCCACUGAUAGUACAAAAAUAAAAUUAAUGUUAUCAUCAAUAUCUAAACUACAAACAUUAUCAAUUAUUUCUUCAGACUUUCCAUUCAACACUAUUAAUGAAACAUUAUUAAUUAAAAAUUUAACAAUUUCUUAUUGUUUUUUAAAUGAAUUAUAUCAAUUAUUACAACAUAUGUCUGUAUUAAAAUAUUUAAAUAUUCAAUGUCUUAAUGAUGAUGGAUAUUCAUAUGAUACAAAUAGAUUAAAUAAUACUCCAUGUGCCAUUCAUUUAAAAGAAUUAAUUAUCGGAGAUUUACAAUGUACAUUUAUGAAUUUCAAAAUAUUUGUAAAACAAAUACCAAAUUUACAAAUUUUAACAAUAUUUACAAGAAAAAAUCGUGAUAUGUUUAAGGCUAAUCUAUGGGAACAUUUAAUAAGAAGUUCAUUACCUCAUUUAAUUACUUUUAAUUUUAAUUUUGGUUAUAUUUAUGAUUGCAUUUAUGGUUGUAUUUAUGGUUGUAUUUAUAAACGUUAUUUAUACAAAUAUAUGUUCGAUGGAUUUCAAACUAAUUUUUGGCAAGAACAAUAUAAUUGUUUCACUGAGUAUAUAAAUGAUAAACAAUCAAUAUUUGUUUAUACACUACCUUACAUAUCAAAUACAUUUGAAUUAACACCAAAUACGACAAGAUAUUAUAACACUAUGAUUAAUAAGACCAAUGAAUCUGAUGAUGAAAUCAUAAUCAAAAAACGAAAACAAUCUUCAAAUGAUCAGCAAGUCAAUGAAAAAGGAUAUCAAUACAUAAACAAUGAAUAUAAACAGAUAAUAUCACUUUUAGAUAUACAAAGUAUAACAGAUAUAAAAUUGAAAAAAAGAAAAAGAAUAGAAAGUAACAAUUAUAAUAAAAUCGAUAUUUUUAAAAAUGCCACAGAUUUAACACUACAUUUGGAUAUAUUAACAAAACAAUGUUCAUAUUACUUUUCAAAUAUUACAUCAUUAAGAUUAGUUCCAUCGAUAAUAUUAGGACAGCGUAUGCUUACAAAUCAACAUAUUCAAAUUGUGAAAACAAUUGUGAAUUUAUUUAAUUUAAAACAUUUAAAUAUUGAACGAUUAUAUGGAAUAGAAAAUUCAUUAGUCUUAUUAGAAAUAUUUAAACAAUCACCAAAAUUAUCUUCAAUAACGUUUAUUCCAAAAGCGAUUAUACGAUUAUUUAAUGAUGAUGAAUUAUGUAAGUAUUUAAAUAAAAUGAUAAAAAAAAUAAUUCUAACUGAUUAUUUUGAAUAUUAUGCCAAUAAUUCUGAAAAAAUCAAACAAUUUUGUCAAAUAUUUUCUAAUAUUGAAUAUUU
This is a messenger RNA of Adineta steineri, 1652 nucleotides long. The record is from the annotation of a GenBank genome assembly. NCBI's taxonomy places the organism in Eukaryota, Metazoa, Rotifera, Eurotatoria, Adinetida, Adinetidae.